AAUUAAUAGAAAUGAAAUAGAAUGCUGAUUCAAGGUCAUACAAGGAAUAAAACAUUUAUUUUAUAAAGUCAAUAUAGCAUCAAAAGUUAAUAGGCUUCUAUAAGUCUGGCAUUCAAUUUGAGUUUUGUGACAUAGAUCCUCAUUGUGGGAAUCAAUUUUAAUGGAUUCUAUAAAGUGAUGAUUAAAAUGAAUAAAAAUAUGAGUUUAGAUUUGGUGAAUACGUCUUAAUAUAAAACUUAGCUAAGAACAUACCCAUAAACAAUGAUAAAGUGCCUCUAUUAUUGAAAUUUUCGAACGGGAGUAUUGAUUCAUAAGUAUUCAACAAAUGCUCAAACAAUUUAAUAGGAAACUAACCAUGUGUAUUUAAAAAUAACAUUAAAAAUCUUUAUUUCAACAUUGAGAAAUGUUCAUCAACCUAUACAGAAUAACCAUCUUAUUUUCAAAUAAUACCUAAGUGUAGUUUAAGAACUUUGUCCAUCCAGAGACCAAUUUGCCAUUUAAUAAAAGACUUUUAAAUACGAAAUUACUUUACAGGAUAUUGCCUAUCUUUUUCUAAUUAAUUUGAGACUGAAAAGUAUUUGACAAUUAAAAACAAACAAACCAUACCCUAAGAUUAUUGGAGAAUAUCCUCAACAGAGAAUAAUGUCUAUGAGUUGUAUAAUCCAUCAUAAAGGUGCUAUAUUUAGAAUCUGUCAAUGGAAAAAGAAGAGGAAUCCAAAUAUUUAUAUUUAAGUUCCAAUUAGCCAAAGCAUCAUUGGAGAAUUAUAUGUAAAAUGCUUUCUUAUUGAUUAUUUAGGUCCAUAAAAGAAAGAGAUAAGUUUUGGAGUUCCAUUUUUGAUUCAAGACAUGUUGAGUGGAAGUUUUAUUAACAUAGACCUCUUAGAUCCCAAAGACGAUUAGAGCAGUGAGUUUGGUGUGGUCUUAAAGAAAAAUAUAGAUAACACCGCCUUAUGGGUGGUGUUUUAUAUGAAAUGA
This is a messenger RNA of Paramecium octaurelia, 975 nucleotides long. The record is from the annotation of a GenBank genome assembly. Lineage: Eukaryota; Ciliophora; Oligohymenophorea; Peniculida; Parameciidae.